Messenger RNA from Chaetomium strumarium, 1002 nucleotides. RefSeq lists its product as uncharacterized. The coding region runs from base 1 to 1002 and encodes 333 amino acids. The record is from RefSeq and is a predicted model, not a curated record. Lineage: Eukaryota; Fungi; Ascomycota; Sordariomycetes; Sordariales; Chaetomiaceae. The transcript has 3 exons.
AUGUCAUUGCCGCGCGGUCUGCCAGUGGCGCUGCUUGACAAGCUAUACGCCUACCUCGAGCCAGACGACCUUUUCGCCCUGUGUCAGAGCUUCGGAAAGUUGGAUGCCGAGGCUUUGGAACACAUCGGCAGCCGCUACUUCGGCGAGCUCGAGCUUCUUGUGACGAGCGACGGUUUAUCGGCCUUGGAGUCGGUGGCGGCCCACCCUGUCCUCUGCAAUUUCGUGCGCGAGGUGUGGAUCACGGCGGCUAUGUUUGAAAAGCUUGCAAGCCACAACGUUGAUCCCACGGUGACCGAGGAUCUGCGGCGCAAGGAGCUCGGGUCUACCGAUAAGGGUAUACCCCAGGUUACCCUGGAAGCGCGGCGACGAUACGGCCAAUACCUUGCUGCGAUGAUGGACCACCGAAAUCUCAUUGAAACGCCGGCACUGAGACGACUUAGCGGCGAGGAAUGGGCAUCCAUCCACAACAGCGCGGGCCUGGCCAGCUUGACCGAGUUGCACCUCUGGAUCCGGACGCCGAAACCGUACCUGGCAGAGGCCGACACCAUAUACGACCACGUGGUCCGGAUCGUCAUCUCGGCAGCGCCGAAUCUCGAGGUGCUCGUGUUUUCGCAGUCGCCGCACUUCGACGCGGUGGAAGAAGCGGAGUGGGCGAGGAUGCGGCGGCAUGAGUCUUUUAAGGUGUCCGGUAUUGUUCAAGACCCCGAGAAGGAAAGGAGGGAGAGGGAGUCGCUUGACAUGUGGAGGGACAUGCUUUGCUUUAUCCGGGACAACCUGAAAGGCUUGACCUACCUGGAGCUGCGGCUGCUUCAAACGGAGUAUACCGACCGCAUUGGCAAGGGGUUCCUCCACUUCGUCGACACAUACAAUGGCCCGGACGGGGAGGAUAAACUUUCUGCACGCGCGGACACAACUCAAGUCUUCGUCGCAGCAUCCACCCGGAUCCCCGUCAGCGACUGGAUCGACCGGCUCGACCUCGUGAGCUUUGACGGAAAGGAGUGA